AUGGGCUGCGCGAGCGUCACUUCCCGGAGGCGGGAGGCGAGUGGCGAGUGUCGGGGGGCGGGGGCGGCCCGCGGGGGCGGGGCGGCGGCGGAGGCUGAGGCUGCGGGCUCCGACCCACGCGGCGCCCGGCCCGCCUGGCCUGCAGCGCUCCAUCCCUGCGGCGACAGCGGCGGCGGCACGAUGCCCUUUGACUUCAGGAGGUUUGACAUCUACAGGAAGGUGCCCAAGGACCUCACACAGCCAACGUACACUGGGGCCAUUAUCUCUGUCUGCUGCUGCCUCUUCAUCCUCUUCCUCUUCCUCUCGGAGCUUACCGGAUUCAUAACGACAGAAGUCGUGAAUGAGCUGUACGUCGAUGACCCGGACAAGGACAGCGGCGGCAAAAUUGACGUCACUCUCAACAUCAGUUUGCCUAAUUUGCACUGUGAAUUGGUUGGGCUCGACAUUCAGGAUGAGAUGGGCAGGCACGAAGUGGGGCACAUCGACAACUCAAUGAAGAUCCCACUCAACAAUGGGGCAGGCUGCCGCUUCGAAGGGCAAUUCAGCAUCAACAAGGUCCCAGGCAACUUCCACGUGUCCACACACAGCGCCACCGCCCAGCCACAGAACCCGGACAUGACACAUAUAAUCCACAAGCUCUCCUUUGGAGACACAUUGCAGGUCCAGAACGUCCAAGGGGCUUUCAAUGCCCUCGGGGGAGCAGACAGACUCAACUCGAACCCUCUUGCCUCCCACGACUACAUCCUGAAGAUCGUGCCCACAGUUUAUGAGGACAAGAGCGGCAAGCAGUGGUAUUCUUACCAGUACACAGUGGCCAACAAGGAGUAUGUGGCCUAUAGCCACACGGGCCGCAUCAUCCCAGCCAUCUGGUUCCGCUACGACCUCAGCCCCAUCACGGUCAAGUACACGGAGCGCCGGCAGCCUCUGUACAGGUUCAUCACCACGAUCUGUGCCAUCAUCGGUGGGACCUUCACCGUCGCAGGCAUCCUGGACUCCUGCAUCUUCACAGCCUCGGAGGCCUGGAAGAAGAUCCAGCUGGGCAAGAUGCAUUGA
Elephantulus edwardii (Cape elephant shrew) is the source of this 1053-nucleotide messenger RNA. It is a transcript of the gene ERGIC1, whose product is annotated as endoplasmic reticulum-golgi intermediate compartment (ERGIC) 1. The record is from RefSeq and is a predicted model, not a curated record. The coding region runs from base 1 to 1053 and encodes 350 amino acids. The transcript is spliced from 10 exons. Gene Ontology annotation, biological process: retrograde vesicle-mediated transport, Golgi to endoplasmic reticulum; endoplasmic reticulum to Golgi vesicle-mediated transport. Gene Ontology annotation, cellular component: endoplasmic reticulum; endoplasmic reticulum membrane; COPII-coated ER to Golgi transport vesicle. NCBI's taxonomy places the organism in Eukaryota, Metazoa, Chordata, Mammalia, Macroscelidea, Macroscelididae.